GAUUCGUCAGUUUUCCUUCAAUUUUUCCAAGUCUCUUUCGGUGACGUUUCUUCUUAAAUAUAUAUUUGUAUAGGUGGGUCUAAUCUCCAUUAUUUACACAGUUUUUAGCGAUUAGAUUAACCAUUAUGCAACUACUACAAAGUGAGUGAAAAUGUGUUGACUACUUAGCUCAAUUUUCUUGUUCACUUUGAUUGAUUGGCUCCGUUAUUUUUAUAAACAGUCCUUAACGAUGUGUUUUUAUAAGUGAAAAAGUCCCUUGCGCAAACACACUAUUGCCUUUUAUUUUAUUUAAAUUUAGAUAUAGUGGAUCUUAUCGUAUGUUUACACAAUUUUAACCGUUAUGUAAUUGCGACAAAUUUUCGAUUUGAAUACAAAAAUUUUGGAAAUUACUAGGGCACUUAUACAAACUUUUAAUGGAGUACGAGGGUCUGAUCACCCGCUUGAUAUUUUAAGAGAACGUCUGUUUUCAAAUUUAACCAAUAUCAUUCCGCAAAUUGAAGAAAUAAACAUGAGAAAUGACACUGGUAAACAUGAAAGUAUGGCUAACAGAAUAUCCGAAAAUAUGCCUACUGCUGACACUUUAAAAUUGACUUUGUACUAUAUAAACCAGCAACAAAUUUAUAUAAACAUGUAUUACUGUGAGAUGGAGAAAUAUGUUAAAAAUUUUGAGGACUAUGAAUUUGCAACGUUGUUAAAUGUUGCCAAUCGAGUCUUGUCUGAUACGUCUAAUUCUGUCCCUUCCAUGAUAGAAGCUAUAUAUCAGCAAGUAGUAACACAAGAUAUUUUAAAAAAACUUUUAAAACGUCUUGACAGGACAACAAUACGUGGUUAUUUUUGUGAAGAAAAACAAUCAGUUGGGCAGAUCUUACACAAUUUUAUGAAUGAAAUUCUUGUGAUGAAUGUGAAGAGUUACAUUCUGAUACAAACAGCUUACAUGUUGCAGAGAUUAUACAAGAACGGAAACUAUCAAAAAGAAAGCGAAGACGCCAAUCAAGAAUUUUGGGCACGCAGUAAGAAUAUAGUAUCAACCAUGAGGACUUAUAUGGUAAAUGCAUCUUUAGAACUGUGGAGAUGUGAUCCUAAAGAACACGAGAAAGAUGAAACUUAUCUUGAAAUCACAAACUUCCUCCACGGAAUUAUUUUAAACAAAGUAAAUUUAGAUCCAAACGGAGGAUGUAGGGAGGAAUGCGACGUUUUUACCUACACUACAAAUUAUCAGUGUCAUAAUAAUAAGUGGUGUAAGCAACAAACACGGUGUCCAAAAAUCAUCAAGUGUCACUACAUCGAUUCCUCGAUCGAAGUUUGUACUUCCGGAAGCAUGCUUAAAACCAACAGAAGAUACGAUUACAUCAAAUUUGGAAACGGAAGACAUUUUGGAAAAAGCAUGACUUGCAGCAAAUCGAGAACAACUCACUUGGAAACUUACCGACGCUGGUUGUUCUAUAAAUGCUCCUACUGUUACUGUCUCUGUGAAGAAGGGCCAAAAUUCUUUUCCGAGAGAUACAUUAAUAUGCGUAUGGUCAUGUCAAACAUUACUGACAACAAAGUUGUGACAGGUUUGCGCUUUGUUAAAAUCCACCAAGUCAUUCAUCUACAAAUACAAGAAGGAAGAAUUCUCCCACAUGGACAGAUUAACAUUGACAGCGUUCGGUGGAUACCAGUUGAAGAUUACAAAGUCACUAAUAAAACCUAUGAGGAUGUUUUCGAUUUGAAUACAAAAAUUUUGGAAAUUACUAGGGCACUUAUACAAACUUUUAAUGGAGUACGACGGUCUGAUCACCCGCUUGAUUUUUUAAAAGAACGUCUGUUUUCGAAUUUAACCAAUAUCAUUCCGCAAAUUGAAGAAAUAAACAUGAGAAAUGACACUAGUAAACAUGAAAGUAUGGCCAACAGAAUAUCCGAAAAUAUACCUACUGCUGACACGUUAAAGUUGACUUUGUACUAUAUAAUCCAGCAACAAAUUCAUAUAAACAUGUAUUACCGUGAGAUGGAGAAAUAUGUUAAAAAUUUUCACGACUAUGAAUUUGCAACGUUGUUAAAUUUUGCCAAUCGAGUCUUGUCUGAUACGUCUAAUUCUGUCCCUUACACGAUGGAAUCUAUAUAUCAGCAAGUAGUAACACAAGAUAUUUUAAAACGUCUUGUUAGGACAAUAAUACGUGGUUAUUUUUGUGAAGAAAAACAAUCAGUUGGGCAGAUCUUACACAAUUUUAUGAAUGAAAUUCUUGUGAUAAAUGUGAAGAGUUACAUUCUGAUACAAACAGCUUACAUGUUGCAGAGAUUGUACAAAAACGGGAACUAUCAAAAAGAAAGCGAAAACGCCAACCAAGAAUUUUGGGCAGGCAGUAAGAAUAUAGUAUCAAUCAUGAAGACUUAUAUGGCAAAUGCAUCUUUAGAACUGUGGAGAUGUGAUCCUAAAGAACACGAGAAAGAUGAAACUUAUCUUGAAAUCACAAACUUCCUCCACGGAAUUAUUUUAAACAAAGUAAAUUUAGAUCCAAACGGAGGAUGUAGUGAGGAAUGCGACGUUUUUACCUACACUACAAAUUAUCAGUGUCAUAAUAAUAAGUGGUGUAAGCAACAAACACGGUGUCCAAAAAUCACCAAGUGUCACUACAUCGAUUCCUCGAUCGAAGUUUGUACUUCCGGAAGCAUGCUUAAAACCAACAGAAGAUACGAUUACGUCAAAUUUGGAAACGGAAGAUAUUUUGGAAAAAGCAUGACUUGCAGCAAAUCGAGAACAACUUACUUGGAAAUUUACCGAAACUGGUUGAUCUUUAAAUGCUCCUACUGUUACUGUCUCUGUGAAGAAGGGCCAAAAUUCUUUUCCGAGAGAUACAUUAAUAUGCGUUUGGUUAAGUCAAAUAUUACUGAUAACAAAGUUGUGACCGGUUUGCGCUUUGUCAAAACCCACGGAAUCAUUCAUCUGCAAAUACAAGAGGGGAGAAUUCUCCCACAUGGACAGAUUAACAUUGACAGCGUUCGGUGGAUACCAGUUGAAGAUUAUAAUGUCACUAAUAAAACCUAUGAGGAUGAUAAGGAUUAUUAUACUCUUAAAUGGGAACAAAGAGAAUUCGAUUUGGUUGACAUAUUUGCUAAAGAGGGAAGCGUUGUCACUGGAGUUGCGUUUGAAAAAUUUAAUGGUCGACUGCACUUGAAUGUAUUAACAAAUCCAUACAAUUUCAAAACCGGGAGCCUGGGGCUAAAUACCACUUUACAACGUGAUCCUGUUCUUCAUUAUAAGCACAAAUUUCCCAAAGAAUUGAAGCUUGACAGGGCCGAUGUUCCGAUUCGUUCAGAAGCUCACUCGAAUAAAUUUACUACGAACAAAUAUGUAAAAUUUACAAACACAGGAUACGAGCAAGAUGCUGGUCAAACGACGGUACCAUUUUUUGAUGCUCAACCUGUCGAAUCAGCUAUACCGGUUCCGUUAAGUGGAAUUGGGGUUUUCUACAAGGGAAUAUCCGGUUUUGGAGGAUUUAUUGCACCCAGAAUUUUCACUUAUAAUUUUGCGAAACAUCUGGAAAUGGUGAUCAACCAGAAUAGUAAAAACGAUAAAUUGUGAAAUAUUUACACCGUUCCGUUCGGAAGAUAAAGUAGACUAAUAUGUAGCAAUGCUUUUAAAUUAGAUAUUUACGAUAUGUGUAUCGUAAUGUGGAAUUUUACGAUACGCGAUGGAAAAAUUGUCCAACGAGCCGAAGGCGAGUUGGAUAAUCCAUCAAGUAUCGUAAAGAAACAUUACGAUACAAAUAUUGUACAACGUUUUAUCUACUUUCAAUAAUUUUCAUAAUACACUCACCGGCAAAAAAAUCGAAUCAUUAGUAUUUUUGUAGAAAUCUUCAAUAAAUUCUGGUGUGCGUCACAUUUAUCAGACAAAUUAGUUUAUCUACGACAAAGGAGAUGAGAAGGUAACGGGACCUUCGCUGAAGUUGCAACAAUUACGAGUUUAUUAAAAAAUACCAGAAAAUCCAUUACAUUAAACCAACAAAAGAUUGCUUAACAUAUCAUUAAUAACGACUGUUGCCGCCUCUAGCUUGCAUUAGGGUUGCCAUACGUCUUCCCAUGCCUUCUAUGAGGUGUCUAAUCUCAGCCUGGGCUAAUUGGUCAAAUUCUUCAACUAGCGCAUUUGCAAGAUCUCUUAUGUGUUGUAUGGCCGGCACACGUGCUCUGAUACGUCUACCUAACAUGCUCAAUUGGAUUCAGGUCGGGACUGCGUGCUGGUCAUUCCAUACGUGAAAUCCCGAAUUCGUCGAGGUAGGUUUGUACAACUCUAGCGAUAUGUGGUCUAGCAUUAUCAUGCAUUAGAAUAAAAUUAUCGCCAAUAAAAGGAGCAAAAGGUACGACAUGCUCUUGAAGAAUAUUUGCUACAUAUCGAUCAGCAUUCAUUGUGCCUCUAUCCACCACUACAAGUUCCGUGCGAACCUCGGCAGAAAUUCCUGCCCAGACCAUCACUGAACCUCCAUGAAAACUUAGUCUGGAAACAAUAUUGCACUGAGCCUACCUUUCGCCUCUUCUUCGCCAUACUCUUUGACGGCCGUCAGGAGAACGUAGACAAAAACGCGACUCAUCUGUAAAGAGUACUUGGCCCCAUUGGGCAAGAUCCGAGUUAACGUGUUCUCGAGCAAAUGCAAGUCGGGCUACUCUGUGUCGUGGGAGAAGUUCUGGGCCACUUGCAGGUCUAUGGGCCUUCAAUUCAGCUGCAGUUAACCUUUUUCUUGCAGUUCUUUCACUUACACUAACUCCUCGUGUUUAUUCAAGUUGAUUUCUGGCCUCAACUGCGGUCGUAUCUCUAUUACGGAGCACGGUCAGCGUCAUCCCGAGCCGAUGUUUUCUUUGGACGACCCGAAUCAGGUCUUCGGCUGUAUGAUCCAGUCUCAUUAAACCGUCGUACAGUUCUGUGAAUGCUCACUUGUGAUACCCCUAACGUAUUGGCAACGUACCGUUAACUUCGACCAUCCUGAAUAACAGCAAUUGCUCGUGCUGCAUUAAUGGCCACAAUACUCAUGUUAAUUGACAAAAACACAGUUUUCAUCAAAUCACAAUGACAAACCGUCUGUUAAUGCCCUCUAAACGUCACAACUGCAAAUCUCAUUGUUGGAAAAAACUUAUCAUCUUCAGAUUUGAGGUUCACAUCAUGUACAAAAAAGAACCAAAAACCUAGUGUUAGUAUAUUUUGUGUGAUUUUUUCAAAACUGAUAUUGACUGUAGCCAAAUGUUUAAGAAAGGAACCAUUUUCAAUACAAACUUUGGGUGAUUCGCUUUUUUUGCCGGUGAGUGUAAUUAACACAGAUAUUUUUGUAAUUUUUUAAAUUGUGUUUAUGGAGAAAAAAUAAGGCGGCUAAAUUAGUAACCCUAGUUACUGAUUUGUUUACGUUUUUCACAAGCGUUCAGUGAAAGCAAUUUAUGUGCAAAAAUUAGUGAUUCAGAGGAUAAUUUGCCUUCUGAUAUUGAAGUGGCUGCUCAAUCUGCUAUCUGCUAUCGAUACGUUAGUUCCUGGUAAAUCUAAAGAACGUUACGAGAUAGCGUACAAAUAUUUUGAUGAAUGGUUGGAAGUUAAGAAAAUUGGUGACGUUUCUGAACAAGGUGAUGCAUUCCUAUUUUGCUGAACAAGCAGAGAAGUUAAAACCAUCCUCCUUAUGGUGACGAUAUACCAUGUUGCGAACUUUGGUGUUGAUUACCAAGAAUAUUGAUAUUACUGAAUAUCAUCAGGUUGUGGCUUUCUUCUCGGAAAUCAGAAGGUUACCGACCCAGAAAAUCGUUUAUUUUUUCCAAAGAAGAGAUAAAUCAAUUUAUUAAGAAAAUGAAUGAUAAGGAUUUCUUAUUUAUGAAGGUUGUUUUAAUAGUCGGAGUGUUUGGUGCUUGUCGACACGAGGAGAUGACAAAUUUGACGACACGAGACGUUAGAGCCGAAAAAGAAUUUAUCAAGAUCACCUUACUGAAUUCAAAAACUAAAAUUAUGUGGAAUUUGCUAUAAGGAGAGGAAAUUUUCAGGGAAUAAUUAACAUGUUGCUUGGUCAUAGAGGCUGGAAGUCGGAUAGCAUGGCAGAAGGAUAUGUUGAAAUAUCUGUCGAAAAUAAGAAAAUAAUUGCUACGAAAAUAAUGGGUUCUUCAGUUACCGUGGGUUCAACAAAUUAGGUCACGGUGGAGAAGCCCAGCUUCAACAUAGGAACAGCGUCUGGAGUUAACUUUAUAAAUGUUUCAAACUGUGUAAUUUAUGUUAAUAAAUGGUUUUGCAACUUUC
This is a messenger RNA of Zophobas morio, 6238 nucleotides long. RefSeq lists its product as uncharacterized. The transcript has 18 exons. The record is from RefSeq and is a predicted model, not a curated record. Bases 509 to 3562 code for a protein of 1017 amino acids. NCBI's taxonomy places the organism in Eukaryota, Metazoa, Arthropoda, Insecta, Coleoptera, Tenebrionidae.